Leptinotarsa decemlineata (Colorado potato beetle) is the source of this 1634-nucleotide messenger RNA. RefSeq lists its product as uncharacterized. Gene Ontology annotation, biological process: synapse organization. Gene Ontology annotation, cellular component: neuron projection membrane. Lineage: Eukaryota; Metazoa; Arthropoda; Insecta; Coleoptera; Chrysomelidae. The record is from RefSeq and is a predicted model, not a curated record.
AUGGAACUCGAUCUGGACCUUGGAGACGACGGAAACGAGCUGAACGAGCUCGGAGCCUCUUUCCCGCCCUUGGAGAGCCCUCCGGUUCAUUUCGCAACCGACAACAACACGAUAGUGACGUCACAAACAGGAUCUACUGCUCUAGUGCCAUGUGUCAUCAACAACAUCGGAGAUGGAAUGGUGUCCUGGAUACGCAGAAAAGACUAUCACUUGCUGACAGUUGGUUUAACAACCUACAGUAGUGACGACAGAUUUCAAGCUAUACACUUACAGCACUCAGAGGAUUGGACGCUACAAAUCAAGUUUGUGCAGCAGAGGGAUGCCGGCUUGUACGAAUGCCAAGUGUCCUCGCAUCCGCCCACGAGCAUCUUCAUCCAGCUCAACGUAGUCGAGGCGCGAGCUGAAAUUCAAGGUCCUUCUGAGAAGUACUUGAAGCCAGGAUCAGGACUCCGAUUACAGUGUACUGUUCUUCAAAGUACAGAGCCUCCUUCCUAUGUUUUCUGGUACCACAACAACCGUAUGAUCAACUAUGAUGUGGACCGAGGGAUAAAUGUGACAACUGAUCUGUCAGAGAAAACGAGUACUCUGACAAUAACAAAUGCAGCCACUCGUCAUUCAGGAAACUAUUCCUGUGUUCCCAGUAAUGCGCAACCUGCUAGCACAUACGUGCACAUUCUCAAUGGUGAGAAUCCAGCAGCAAUGCAGCACGGAGGUCGAGGACUAUCCUGGCUCCAAUGCAGUCCAUCUUCUUGGUUAUUGAUAUUUUCCGUUAUCAUCAUUUGGUGCUAGUCACUGCUGAAGUGGCAUUGAAACUUUUCUUGACGGUUCAUGAAAUAUCGUCAGAGAACGGAUAAUAAAAGAUAUUUUGUGAGUGUUCAGUGACGAAAAGUGUGGCAACAAUAACAAUGUAUCUGAAAAUGUUGUCCCCAAUUGUCCAAUUUUUUUGUGAUAUGCUGGAACUUUUUUAACGAGUGAAUCGUUGCUCGAUAUGAAAAAUAAAAUCACCAAAUUUUCACUAGUUGACAGAUAAUCUGCAUCUAACGUACUCUUCGAUAAGUUUCCCAUUCGAAUAUUCAUUAUUCAAUUUAUUUUGACACGCAUUUUCAGAAUUGAUUUUUUUCCAGACGAAAGAAGUCAUUGAUGACAUAAUAAAUAUCUAGUUUCUCUGGUCAACAUUGAUUUUAUUGCCUAUUUCUAAACAUGCCUGCAAGUAGUAGUGGAUAACUAAUAUUUGAAACAAUCACGUUAUGAUUUUGUUGAUUUCAAUAUUAGAAAAAAAAUCUAAUUUUUCGUCAUAACAAAUUUCCUGGCUCUCAAUCAUACCACACUUCAGUACGGUUCAAUUGAAGAAGUAUAUCAAUGAAAUCUUAUAAGUGAUACUCUAACAAAUAACAUUUUCAUCACAUUCUUGAGAUUUGAAAAGCUGCCAUUAUCACUAAAAUGAAUUCGAUUCAUUUGUUCAACAAAAUGUGUUACAUUUUUGCUUGGAAUUACUUUUAUCAUACACAUUGUACGGAACUAAACAGAUAUCGCGAAGACAUUCCACAUCAGGUUAUUAUGGAAUUGUGUAUAUUGAAAUAGUUUGUCGUUUGUUUGAAGGUAGUUGACAAUGUUUCUUGGUGCAUUUCAUUAGU